Messenger RNA from Harpegnathos saltator (Jerdon's jumping ant), 1533 nucleotides. RefSeq names its product trihelix transcription factor GTL2-like. Lineage: Eukaryota; Metazoa; Arthropoda; Insecta; Hymenoptera; Formicidae. The coding region runs from base 71 to 901 and encodes 276 amino acids. The transcript is spliced from 3 exons. The record is from RefSeq and is a predicted model, not a curated record.
UCGUCGAUGUAACCUAUUAAUCUAGAUAUAACCUAUUAACAUUUGGCAUUAAUAAUAAAAAAAUAUAAUAAUGCAUAAUAAUAUUACAUUAGUAGAAGGACGGCAUCGUGCUGUAAUGAUUGGGGAUCUACCCGUGUUUAAUUCUAAAGGAUUGCUUGUGCAGGAUGUACAAAGUGACAAUAUUAUCGUCGUGCCUAUAUGUGAGGAGACAGCAAAAUUCUUCAAUUUGCGGCUUACUGAGGAAUCACCUAUACAUGACAACGGUGGUCCAAAUUCUGCUGACAUGGUUGAAUUGGGUGAGACAACAGUUUCAAGUACGGCAUCCUGGAAGAACGAUAAUGAAGUGAGAUGCCUUAUUAAUCUUUGGCAAGAUCACCAAAACCAUUUCAAAAAUAUGAAGAGCCGGGAUGUAUGGCUUAUGAUUAGUAAAGAAUUAAAAAAUAGUAAUCCAGAAUGGAAUAAAAAAUCUCCUGUCCAAUGUAAAAACAAGUGGAAGGACAUAAAGAGGAAAUACAUGGAAACGAAAGACCAUAACAAUAAAUCUGGGAAUGAUCCUAAAACCUGUAAAUUGUACGAAGAAUUGGAAGAAAUUUUAGGCGAACAGCCGUGUGUUAAACCCAUUGCUGUUGCCUCGAAUCUUAUCAAGAGGAAGAAAGCAGAUAUAAAAGCCAAAGAUCCAACUUAUUUCGAGGAGAUGAGUGAAGAUUAUGAGUCACCAACUGAAAGUGAAGAAGGUCCUUUAUCAAAGAAAAGACAACGGAAGAUAACAAAAGUUCAAAGAGAGUUGCAAGACUGGUCCAUUGCUCUUCCGAGGCGAAAUCUCGAGAAGAGGCGAGGGAGCGACGUCACAGAGAGAACAUGGCUGAAUCGAAGGCAGCAAUGGAUGCAUAUAAAGAGAUGAUGGGGAAACUUAUUGAUAAGUUGUAAGUCUUUUUGUAUUUCCUCGUUAACAUUUUAAUGUUUAUUUAAAUGUUUACUUUGUUUUACAAUUUUAAAUACUGUUUUUAUACGAGAUGUAAAAGGUUUGUAUUUUCAAAGAAUUUUCUAAACUGUGCAAUAUAAUUUUAUAAAUUUUACAUUAUACAAUAAGUUUUGAGUAAAACCAACUCUAUUAAUUUCGCUCUAACUUAUUGCAUCACUUCAGGAAGUUAUUCGAAAAAUAAUAGAUCUAUUCAUAUAGAUAAAAUGUUUUUUUUUAAUCCUUAUGAAACCUUAAUGUUCUACUACAUAAUUUAUAAAGUUAUACGUGUUAAAGCAUGAAGAUGAUUAAGAUUUAACUAUACGUGUUAAAGCAUGAAGAUGAUUAAGAUUUAACUAAACGUAAGAUCCCAAAUAACAUAUGUUGGUUUACACAUUUUCUAAACGUAUGUAACGCUUUAUAACUGUAUAAGUUUGCAGAAAUGUUUCUUAAAUGAUGUGUGCUACUUGGGGUAUAACAAUUUUGUUAGUAGUAAGUUACAGUAAACGUCGAUACUCAUAUUCUAAACUUUUUUUAUUAAGAUGUCGAUUGUGUAUUAUACAAUACAGCGAAAA